CAACUUAUUCUACUUAUCCCUCCAGGCGGUACGAAUCUAAAGGAUGGAUUUAAUUCACGUGUUCGACGCCCUGGCAACAAUGAUAAUCCCAUGGUCAAUUUCAAAUUUGACGUAGAAAAGAUCGUUGCAGCGUUAUGA
Racocetra persica is the source of this 138-nucleotide messenger RNA. NCBI's taxonomy places the organism in Eukaryota, Fungi, Glomeromycota, Glomeromycetes, Diversisporales, Gigasporaceae. The record is from the annotation of a GenBank genome assembly.